AUGGCUGUAGUACUUUGGGUUUUUGAAGUUCGUUGCUUGCAUAUUCCUGUUAAUGACCGAACACCAUUUAUAGAUUUGGUGAAAUUGGUGGAAAGAACUGUGAGGCUUGAGCAUGCUGCAUCUCCAAAUAGGCCAAUUUAUCUCAUAGGAGAUUCCUUUGGAGGAUGUUUAGCACUAGCUGUUGCUGCUCGCAAUCCUACGAUUGACCAAGUAGUGAUAUUAGCGAAUCCAGCAACUUCAUUUAGGUCACAGCUGCAGCCUUCACUCCCUCUCUUGGAGGCUUUGCCUGAUGAAUUUUAUGCUACAGUCCCCUAUCUUCUUAGCCUCAUAAUGGGUACAUGA
Messenger RNA from Ilex paraguariensis (yerba mate), 342 nucleotides. The record is from the annotation of a GenBank genome assembly. Lineage: Eukaryota; Viridiplantae; Streptophyta; Magnoliopsida; Aquifoliales; Aquifoliaceae.